Messenger RNA from Aspergillus melleus, 1647 nucleotides. RefSeq names its product proline permease PrnB. Gene Ontology annotation, molecular function: amino acid transmembrane transporter activity. The transcript has a single exon. The coding region runs from base 1 to 1647 and encodes 548 amino acids. Gene Ontology annotation, cellular component: membrane. The record is from RefSeq and is a predicted model, not a curated record. Lineage: Eukaryota; Fungi; Ascomycota; Eurotiomycetes; Eurotiales; Aspergillaceae. Gene Ontology annotation, biological process: amino acid transmembrane transport.
AUGGCCGCCGAAAAACCCAUCGCCGAGACCCCCUACCCCGUCGACCCUCCCGGCGAGGUCAAGUCCGGCACCAUGAAGGCCAUGGUCGAGGCCGACCUGCUGGACGAGCGAUACAAAGUAACCCAGCGAGGGCUAAAGAACCGCCACGUGCAGCUGAUGGCGCUUGGUGGCACCAUCGGCACCGGUCUCUUCGUGGGAUCGGGCCAGGCGUUGAACAUCGGCGGUCCGCUGUCGCUGCUGCUGGGCUACAUCUUCAUCUCGGCCCUCGUCUACGCGCUCGUCACCGGCAUCGCGGAAAUCGGCGCAUACCUCCCCGUGCACGGCGGCACCAUGUCCUACCACGGCUUCCGUUACGUCUCGCGCAGCCUCGGCUUCGCCAUGGGCUAUCUAUACUGGUACUCGUUGGGGAUUCUGGUGCCGUACGAGAUCGUCGCGGCCUCCAUGGUCAUUGAAUACUGGAACUCUGGCGUGCACCUGGCCGUCUGGAUCAGCAUCAUGCUGGUGGUCAUCGUGUUGCUCAACUUCCUCCCCGUGCGCUUCUACGGCGAGACCGAGUUCUGGUUCUCGGGCAUCAAGAUCAUCACGCUGAUCGGCCUGCUGCUGCUCUCCUUCAUCCUCUUCUGGGGCGGCGGACCCAACCGCCAGCGCCUCGGCUUCCACUACUGGAAGGAAUCCGGGGCCAUGAACACCUAUUUGGUCGCAGGCGACGCCGGCCGCUUCGUCGGUCUCCUCCAAUGCAUCGUCAAGAGCGCCAUCGCCUUCAUCUUCGCGCCAGAACUCAUCAUCAUCAGCGGCGGCGAGAUGGAAUCCCCCCGACGCAACGUCCCCGUCGCCGCGCGCCGCUACAUCUACCGCCUCGUCUUCUUCUACAUCCUCGGCGCGUUGGCCAUCGGCGUCAUCUGCUCCUCGCGCGCUGACGCCAUCAUCAACGGCUCCGGCACCGACGCGUCCUCGUCGCCGUUCGUCGUCGCCAUCGCCAACGCGGGCAUCCCCGUCCUCGACUCCAUCGUCAACGCAGCCAUCCUCACCUCCGCCUGGUCCGCGGGCAACUCCUUCCUUUACAUGUCCUCGCGGUCCCUCUACUCCCUCGCCGUCUCCGGCAACGCCCCCUCCAUCUUCAAAUCCUGUAACCGCUCCGGCGUCCCCUACCUCGCCGUCUUCAUUUCCUCCCUCUUCUCCCUCCUCUCCUACCUCGCCGUCUCCAACGGCUCGAACACCGUCUUCAACUGGCUCAUCAACUUCACCAACACCUCCGGUUUCAUCUCCUGGAUCUGCUGCGCCAUCGUCUACUUCCGGUUCAACCGCGCCAUCGCCACCCAGGGGGUCGAGAAACCGUACUCCUCGACCCUGCAACCCUACGGCAUGUACAUCGGUCUGGCGGGGUCAUUAUUCCUCGCCCUGAUCAACGGGUUCACCUGUUUCUUUCCGUCCGAGUGGUCCGCCAGUACCUUUUUUACCGCGUAUAUCGGCAUCCCAGCCUUCUUGGUCCUGUACCUGGGUCAUCGGGCAGUGUUCUGGUCUGAUCCGUGGGCAUGGAGACCGGCAGAUGUUGAUCUGCAUACGGGAUUGGCGGAGAUCGUGGCGGCUGAGAAACCGCCUCGGGUGAGGGAUACGUGGUGGAAGAAGGUGAUGGUGUUGGUGGAGUGA